Molecule: messenger RNA, 892 nt
Organism: Schistosoma intercalatum
Lineage: Eukaryota; Metazoa; Platyhelminthes; Trematoda; Strigeidida; Schistosomatidae
Source: the annotation of a GenBank genome assembly
GCGUCGUACAUUACGUUACCAAUUGAUUGAAUUGUGGCGCUGCAGUUGGUUUGGAAAUGUCAGCUGCAGUACAUAUUGGUGAACUUGCAUUUUUAAAGAUGGUUUUACAUGCUGCCAAGCAUCCAGAGAGUUCCGUCAAUGGUAUUCUUUUAAGUGAUCAAAACUGUGAUUCACAAAUAAUCAUUACUGACUAUAUUCCGCUAUUUCACAGUGUCAUAAAUUUGACACCAAUGCUGGAAACAGCUUUGUAUCAUGUAGACUCAUAUUGUGCAGCUAAAGGUCUUCAAAUAUGUGGUUAUUUCCAAGCAAAUGAAUACAUUAAUUGCAAUACCCCAACAAGUAUUGCAUGCAGAAUUGGUGAGAAGUUAGCUGAAAAAUGUGGCAACGUUUGUUUAUUGACUUUUAAAAAUGAUGCUUUGCAUCGGUUAACUGGAAACUACUUUACAGUAUUUUGCAAAUCAGAUUGGAAGUGGAAUGAUACAAAGUAAGUUCUACUUCAGUAAAUAUUCUGUUCAUGGAUUCAGGUACACAUUUAAUCCAAAUGUUAAUAAAAAGUUAAAGGAAAUUCUACAUUUAAAAGUUCACCGUCAAAUUGUUGAUUUUGAUGAUCAUUUGAAUGAUGUUAAUUGUGAUUUUCUUAAUUUACAAUUAUCGAAAUCGUUAUGUGUAUAAAUUGAUUUUUUAAUGUAAAGUUUUUAAUUUUUUUUUUCCAAACAACAAUAAUAUCUAGCUGACAUCUUUUUCUUAAUUGUUUUAGAUAUUUGCUAAAUAAUAUUUCUAUGAAAUAAUAAUGUAUAGCUAGAUAUUACCGUAGAGUUUUUGUUUUAUCCUUAUGCCGGAUUAAUUAUGUAACGUGAUAUGACCACCAAUUAAAGACACUGACUUAUACAAG